Cylicocyclus nassatus is the source of this 228-nucleotide messenger RNA. The record is from the annotation of a GenBank genome assembly. Lineage: Eukaryota; Metazoa; Nematoda; Chromadorea; Rhabditida; Strongylidae.
AUGCGUGCCUGGAUGCUUACCCUCUUCGCUCUGAUGCUCGCAAUCAUGUGCUUCACCAUGGCAGAGCCAGUACCUAUAGAUGCCGCGGAAGCGGAAUCAGACGUCAGCAACUACGUCCGCCAGAAGAGACAAUUUUUGUAUGGAUACCCCCGCUACAGAACGUAUUCAUAUUAUGUAUACCCCAGCUACAGCCGUCUGUAUUAUCCUUUCUACUCUGUGUGGUAUUAA